AUGUCCACUGUAAAGAGACCCACUCUGAAGGGGCCCACUGUAAAGAGACCCACUGUGAAGGGAACCACUGUAAAAAGGCCCACUGUGAAGUGGCCCACUGUAAAGAGGCCCACUAUAAAGAGGCCCACUGUAAAGAGGCCCAUUGUGAAGAGAUCCACUGUUAAGAGGCCCACUGUAAAGAGGCCCAUUGUGAAGAGGCCCACUGUGAAGAGGCCCAUUGUGAAGAGGCCCACUGUAAAGAGGCCCAUUGUGAAGAGAUCCACUAGGCCCACUGUAAAGAGGCCCAUUGUGAAGAGGCCCACUGUGAAGAGGCCCACUGUAAAGAGGCCCAUUGUGAAGAGAUCCACUGUUAAGAGGCCCACUGUAAAGAGGCCCACUGUAAAGAGGUCCACUGUGAAGAGAUCCACUGUUAACAGGCCCACUGUAAAGAGGUCCACUGUGAAGAGAUCCACUGUGAAGAGAUCCACUGUUAAGAGGCCCACUGUAAAGAGGCCCACUGUGAAGAGAUCCACUGUUAAGAGGCCCACUGUAAAGAGGCCCAUUGUGAAGAGGCCCACUGUGAAGAGGCCCACUGUAAAGAGGUCCACUGUGAAGAGGUCCACUGUUAAGAGGCCCACUGUAAAGAGGUCCACUGUGAAGAGAUCCACUGUUAAGAGGCCCAUUGUGAAGAGGCCCACUGUAAAGAGGCCCACUGUAAAGAGAUCCACUGUGAAGAGAUCCACUGUGAAGUGUCCCACUGUAAAGAGACCCACUGUGAAGAGCAGUGUGACAGUGUCCUAUUCUCACUUUAGAAUUGCACACCUAGAACACAGCUAA
Messenger RNA from Salvelinus fontinalis (brook trout), 816 nucleotides. RefSeq names its product salivary glue protein Sgs-3-like. The transcript has 2 exons. The record is from RefSeq and is a predicted model, not a curated record. NCBI's taxonomy places the organism in Eukaryota, Metazoa, Chordata, Actinopteri, Salmoniformes, Salmonidae. The coding region runs from base 1 to 816 and encodes 271 amino acids.